Arachis stenosperma is the source of this 2495-nucleotide messenger RNA. RefSeq names its product protein LAZ1. Gene Ontology annotation, molecular function: transporter activity. Lineage: Eukaryota; Viridiplantae; Streptophyta; Magnoliopsida; Fabales; Fabaceae. Bases 828 to 2279 code for a protein of 483 amino acids. The transcript has 10 exons. The record is from RefSeq and is a predicted model, not a curated record. Gene Ontology annotation, biological process: transport.
CACCUUCCGCAGGUCUGUGUUGUGCACUGUCGUAAUCCAUCCCAGAUCUGCUCCGCCUAAUCCGAGAGCUGCGUGAGAGUGAGACCCUGUUAUCUCCGGCCGCCACAGGAAACGCCAUUGCUGCUCCUGCGAUCUCCUCCAUCAACGCUUCUCUUUUAUUGAUGUGAUCUGUUCUGCGUGCUUCUCCUGCUCCAUCAAGCUUCUGUUCUGUUUUGAUUUGGGUAAGAAAUUGGGGUUUGUUAGAAGAAAUUGGGGACUAGGUUUCUGGAAGGUUACAAGAAAAUAUUUGACAAAGAAAAUAUUCACGAAGCUAUUGCUGCUCCAAAAUUAUCAUCUGAAAGAGGGACCAAAGGAUUUAUUUUGCUUCUCCAGUUGGUGGCAAUAGCUUUGGAAGAUAUGAAGUUGCCUUCCAAAGCAAAUCAGUGGUACCUUUCCUGUAUACACUCUAGCAGCUAUCUCAAACUUGAUGUCUGAAAACGGCAUACCAAGUACGGCCAGGAUACUAAGAUUAUCACCUCUUUCUCCCUCUUGGCCUCUACACUACACAGAAACCAUUGGCUUCUUUUGCCUUCUACCUCAAUUAGCAGUCCCUCCACCCAUCUACGUCCUUGUCAGCAAGCACUACUUUCUCUCCUCCCCCUUCAUUGACACUUAUCUGUUCUUUCAAUGUUAUAUAUCCAUUAUGAUUACCCUUGCAAUCUAUGUUAGGUUAUGGUCACCAUUUCUAUUUUAAGCUUUCCUUAAAUUAUUCAACAGGUGCCUCUGAGCUGCCUAUAAUGUAAUUGAAUUAUGCUAGUUAUAUUUCAAGUCCUCAUUCUCUAACCUCAAUGAACAACAUCAUCAUUCUGUUGUCAUACUCGCCUCCUGCAUGGGCAACUAUUAUUGCUGCUGCCUUUCUUCUCCUCACUCUCACUCUGUCUAUGUAUCUUCUAUUUGAGCAUCUUUCUGCAUACAAGAAUCCUGAGGAGCAGAAGUUUUUGAUUGGAGUUAUCCUAAUGGUCCCCUGCUAUUCAAUUGAAUCUUUUGUAUCAUUGGUCAAUCCAUCAAUCAGUGUGGAUUGUGAGAUUUUGAGGGAUUGCUAUGAGUCAUUCGCCAUGUAUUGUUUUGGAAGAUACCUUGUUGCCUGUCUAGGUGGUGAGGAAAGGACCAUUGAAUUUAUGGAAAGAGAAGGACGGGCUACUUUUAAAACUCCUCUUCUGCACACUUCUGACAAGGGAACCGUAAAACAUCCUUUUCCUAUGAAUUACUUCCUUAAACCUUGGAUACUUGGCCGAAAGUUUUACCAAAUUGUGAAAUUUGGUAUUGUACAAUAUAUGAUAAUAAAGUCGUUGACUGCAAUUACGGCGGUGAUUCUUGAAGCGUUUGGAAUAUACUGUGAAGGAGAAUUUAAAUGGGGAUGUGGGUAUCCUUAUAUGGCCAUAGUUUUGAACUUCAGUCAGUCUUGGGCAUUGUACUGCCUUGUUCAAUUUUACACUGUAACAAAGGAGGAGUUGGCACAUAUACAGCCAUUGGCCAAAUUUUUGACAUUUAAAUCAAUUGUCUUCCUCACUUGGUGGCAAGGUGUGGCAAUUGCUCUUCUAUAUACCUUCGGUUUAUUCAAAAGCCCCAUAGCGCAGGGUUUGCAGUUCAAGUCAAGUGUCCAAGAUUUCAUCAUUUGUAUUGAGAUGGGCAUUGCUUCCAUAGUUCACCUGUAUGUGUUUCCAUCCAAGCCUUAUGAGCUAAUGGGAGACCGCCUUCCUGGAAGUGUUGCAGUUCUUGGAGAUUACUCUGCUGAUUGUCCUCUUGACCCUGAUGAAAUCAGGGACAGUGAGCGACCCACAAAACUGCGUCUUCCUACUCCAGAUGUUGAUGCCAAGAGUGGGAUGACAAUUAGAGAGAGCGUUCGGGAUGUUGUUAUUGGUGGUGGGGGAUAUAUUGUGAAAGAUGUUAAGUUUACGGUCCAUCAAGCUGUGGAGCCUGUGGAGAAGGGGAUUACUAGGUUCAAUGAAAAAUUACACAAAAUCUCCCAAAAUAUUAAGAAGCAUGAGAAGGAUAGAAGAAGAACAAAGGAUGAUAGUUGCAUCGUGUCAUCAUCGUUAUCACCAGCUGCGAAGAAGGUGAUUCGAGGAAUUGAUGAUCCGCUCUUGAAUGGCAGUAUUAGCGAUAGUGGGGUAUCGAGGGGGAAGAAGCACCGUCGGCAAUCUGGAUAUACGAGUGCUGAGAGCGGAGGAGAGAGCAGUAGUGAUCAAAUCUACGGUGGUUACCAGAUUAGAGGCAAUAGGUGGGUUACCAAAGAAUAACGAAUGCAUGCUAGAUUUUGUUGGUUAAUGCCUAUAUGCCUAUGCUAGAUUUUGUUGGUUAAUGUAUGUGAGGUAGUUUUUAGAUAUAAGUGGAGCUGGGAGGAAAUAAAGUGUUGCAUACUUUCAUUCUUAGUGCUUUCUUAGGCUUUUUUUUUUUAAAUAAAUAAAAUAUAGUAUUUAUCAAUUUAUACAAAUAUGAAAUUAUUUAUAUUUUUA